Molecule: messenger RNA, 1161 nt
Organism: Fundulus heteroclitus (mummichog)
Lineage: Eukaryota; Metazoa; Chordata; Actinopteri; Cyprinodontiformes; Fundulidae
Product: NACHT, LRR and PYD domains-containing protein 1a-like
Exons: 9
Coding region: 103-1155 (350 amino acids)
Source: RefSeq, a predicted model, not a curated record
AAGAUUAAAACAGGUCUUCCAUCAUUACAGUCAGUUUUCCAGUCAGCUCCAGCAGUCUGGACCAUAGACCUCUCAGAGAGAGAGACCUCCAUCCUCCUGGAAAUGCUGACACUCGAACCAGAGAAGAAACCAGUGGAGCUGACAGGCUGCUCACAGGAUGAGAGUGAAGUGAGGAGUUUUCCAAAAUGUCUACCCUCGCAGUUCAGUGAUGUUGUUGGGACAACUGAGGCGUCAAAAGAGCAAACCGGAAAGGCAGAUGAUUCUGCUCCUCCGGUAAAAAAGAGAAGAAAGGAAGAGGAAGCAGACAGUACAAACACAGAGUCUUCAUCAAGCUUCACACCUGAAAUGGAAACUGAAUCUCAAAGGGUCUUAUACAGGUUCAGGUGUACUGGUCCAGGAGCGUUCCAGUGUACUCUCACAAGAAUGGUGUUUGUGAUGAAGAAGGAGGCAGAGGUGCUGUACAGAACUUGCCCAUGGCCUGACGACCUCCUACAGUCAGCUGGAAAAUCUCCAGCAGGGAUGCUGUUCAGCAUCGAGGCUUCUGAGGGGGCAAUCAGUCAGCUCCACCUCCCACACUGUGAAACAAAGGAGGCUUUGUUAGGUAAUGGAUUGCUGUCAGUCGCCCACAUCACUGAUAAUGAGGGAAUGACCAUUCUGGAGCCAGCAACUAUCACAGAUACCCAUGUAUUGGUGGAUGUCCCCCACCUCUCGCUCCUAGGCCUCAUGCGUAGUGCAUUGCAAAGAUUGAUGAAGCUGCCAGUAAACGGCCAAGUCCUGCUGUUCCACAAGCGUCCAUGUACGCUGUACGUGCUUCUGCUGCAGGACAACAUUCCUCUAUCAGAGGUUUCUGCUCAGUAUGAAGAAUCUGAGCACAUCAGGGUCUCAUCUGAAUGUCGUCUCAUCUUUGAUCAAACCUACAGUUUACGUAGUGAACCUGAGGCCUCGGUAGACCCUGAGAGCAAGCCAUUUCUCACGGGGUAUGGACCUAAUUUCCAUCCAACCUUUGUGGUUACCAUGACUCCAGACCCAGACAGGGUGACCUUGGUGCUCCAAGACCAUCAAUGCUCUGAAGUCUGGAAACACGGUUUUCACCUAGCAGGUCCUCCAUCUCAAAAUUUGUCAUCAGUAGGUGCAUCAAAGGUGUGUUAUGAAUAGAGUCGG